UCCCUCUUCUCCCCCUUUCUCCUCCCGUGAAAGCUUCGGGGCGAAGGAAGCACUUUCCUUCUCCUCAGAUCCCGUCCCCUUAUCGCUACCAGAUCUGUUUCUUUGUAAGACUUGCCGCUCUGCUGCAUUGAACAUCCUCCCUAUCGUUCUCAGUUGCGAAAUCUCUUCUUUUCUAGGGUUUUUCCAAGCAUUCGUAAUCUUCCUACAAUCCCUCGCUCCUCCCUUCUCCGCGUUCUCCAACGGAAAUGAGGACGCCGGAGACCAACUGGGAGAGGCUGGUCAGGGCAGCGUUACGCCUGGAGCGGUUGGGCGUAGUCGUUAGCGAGCAGCAGCCCGUCAGUGGCGUCGCAGGAAAUGUCCCGUCCUCCCUGACAAACAACACACAUAUCGACGAGAUAUUGAGAGCGGCAGACGAGAUUGAAGAUGAGGACCCUAACAUUGCGAGAAUUUUAUGUGAGCAUGCAUAUUCCUUGGCACAAAAUUUGGAUCCUAACAGCGAGGGUAGAGGUGUGCUACAAUUCAAAACUGGCUUGAUGUCAGUCAUAAAGCAAAAACUUGCCAAGAGGGAUGGUAGAACAAUAGAUCGUAGCCAGGACAUUGCUCGUUUACAGGAAUUCUAUAAACAUUACAGAGAGAAUAACAAAGUUGAUGAAUUGCGGGAAGAUGAGAUGAAGAUGAGGGAGUCGGGUGUUUUUAGUGGCAACCUUGGAGAGUUGGAAAGGAAGACUUUAAAGAGAAAGAAGGUGUUUGCAACUUUGAGAGUCCUGGGAACGGUGCUGGAGGAGCUUACCAGGGAGAUGGCUCCUGAUGCUGCUCAAAAUUUGAUAUCAGAAGAGAUGAAGCGUGUGAUGGAAAAAGAUGCUGCAAUGACUGAGGAUGUAAUUCCUUAUAAUAUUAUUCCACUUGAUACACAAUCCAUUACAAAUGCCAUUGUCAAUUUACCAGAGGUGAAAGCAGCAAUAUUAUCUUUGAAGUACUAUGCCAACCUUCCUAAGCUUCCUAGUGAUUUUUCACUUCCUGCUACAAGGAGUGCUGAUGUGCUUGACUUGUUGCAUUAUGUUUUCGGGUUCCAGAAAGAUAAUGUCAGUAAUCAACGGGAACAUAUAGUUCACCUUCUUGCCAAUGAGCAGUCAAGGUUUGGGUGUGUUUUAGGCAGUGAACCUAAAAUAGAUGAAACUGCUGUAACCAGUGUCUUCAAAAAGUCUCUUGAGAACUAUACCAAGUGGUGCAACUAUUUGCCGCUUCAGCCAGUAUGGAAUAACAUGGAUAACCUUAGCAGGGAAAAGAAGUUGUUGUAUGUUAGUUUAUACUUCCUGAUAUGGGGAGAAGCUGCCAACAUUAGGUUCCUUCCAGAAUGUUUGUGUUACAUAUUUCAUCAUAUGGCAAGAGAAUUAGAGGAGAUAUUACGGCAGCCUAUUGCACAGUCUGCCAAGAGCUGUAUUUCACCUGAUGGAGUUUCAUUUCUCAGUCAACUUAUUUUUCCUCUGUAUGAUGUAAUUGCAGCUGAAGCUGCUAACAAUGACAAUGGUCGUGCACCACAUUCAGCUUGGAGAAACUAUGAUGAUUUCAAUGAGUUCUUUUGGUCUCUUCGUUGCUUUCAGCUGGGUUGGCCUUGGAUGCUUAGCUCACCAUUUUUCACAAAGCCUAGCAAGAAUACAAUGGGCAUACUAUCUUCCGGUGGAAGCAAGCAUUAUGGGAAAACAUCUUUUGUGGAACACCGAACUUUUCUUCAUCUUUAUCAUAGUUUCCAUCGACUCUGGAUCUUUCUUUUUAUGAUGUUUCAGGGAUUAACAAUCAUUGCCUUCAAUAAUGGUGUGAAUUCGACGACAAUUAAGCAGGUUCUUAGCCUAGGUCCUACUUAUGUUGUGAUGAAGUUUAUAGAAAGUGUUCUAGAUAUCCUCAUGAUGUAUGGGGCAUUUUCAACAUCACGUCGAUCAGCUGUUACCCGAAUAUUUGGUCGUUUUCUAUGGUUUUCAGUUGCUUCUUUUGCUGUCUGCUAUUUUUAUAUUAAGGCACUGCAAGAUGGUUCCAGUUCUGCUGCUUUCAGAAUAUAUAUCUUUAUGAUCGGAAUUUAUGCUGCAUAUAAUCUCUUCAUUGGCUUCCUUGUGAGAAUUCCAUUCUGUCAUCGCCUAACGGAUUUAUGUUAUCGUUGGCGUAUUGUGCGUCUAGUGAGAUGGCUGCACCAAGAACAUUACUAUGUUGGACAGGGCAUGUAUGAGAGGACUAUUGACUAUAUUAAAUAUGUACUUUUCUGGUUGGUCAUUCUUGGCGGGAAGUUUUCAUUUGCCUAUUUUCUCCAGAUCAAGCCACUUGUAUCACCAACUAAAACUAUUGUCAAUUUUCGGAACUUGCAAUACUCAUGGCAUGAUUUGAUGUCUCGGAACAAUCAUAAUGCACUGACGAUUCUUAGCCUAUGGGCACCUGUUUUUGCUAUUUACCUUUUGGAUAUUUAUAUCUUUUACACCGUGGUCUCAUCUGUUUGGGGAUUCUUACUUGGUGCAAGAGAUCGUUUGGGUGAGAUCAGGUCUGUUGAAGCUGUUCAUAACCUCUUUGAGAGAUUUCCUGCAGCAUUUAUGGACAAUCUUCAUGUGCCUCUUCCAAAAAGGAAACAAUUAUCAUCGUCAGGUCAGGGUGAAGAAUUGAAUAGGCUUGACGCUGCUAGAUUUGCUCCCUUUUGGAAUAAAAUCGUGGGAUGUUUGCGAGAAGAGGAUUACAUUAGUGACCCUGAGAGAGAUUUACUUAUUAUGCCUAAGAAUUCUGGAAUACUUCCAAUGGUCCAGUGGCCAUUAUUCUUGUUGGCCAGCAAGAUAUUUGUGGCAAGAGAUACAGCAGCAGAAUCCAAGGAUUUACAGGAUGAUCUCUGGUUGAGGAUUUCGAGAGAUGAAUACAUGGGAUAUGCAGUCAAGGAGUGUUAUCAUAGUAUUAAAGUUAUUUUGAUGUCUUUACUUGAUAAAGAAGGACAACUGUGGGUGGAGAGAAUAGACGAGGAUAUACAUGAGAGUAUUAGGAAAAAGAACAUACAAACAAACUUCAGGUUGAGCAAGUUACACUUCGUGAUGUCGAGAAUUUCUGCUUUAACUGGUAUUCUGAAAGGGGAAGAAUCUGCUGAACGGUUAAAAGGAGCUGUUAAUGCAGUCCAAGAUCUAUAUGAAGUGGUUCACCAUGAUGUUCUUGCUCUUGAUAUGAGUCACAAUAUUGAUGCUUGGGCUCAAAUAACCAAUGCAAGAGCUGAAGGUCGCCUCUUCUCUAAUCUGAAUUGGCCUAAAGAUCCUGAAAUGAAAGCACUGAUAAAGAGAUUACAUGCACUUCUGACUACCAAUGAAUCUGCCUCAAAUGUUCCUAGAAACUUGGAAGCUAGGCGUAGGCUGCAAUUUUUCACGAACUCUAUGUUCAUGAAAAUGCCAAUAGUAAAGGCAGUUUCUGAAAUGCUAUCUUUCAGUGUAUUUACUCCCUAUUAUUCUGAGACUGUGCUCUAUAGCCUGGAUGAACUCCAUAAGAAAAAUGAGGAUGGAAUAUCUACUUUGUUUUACCUCCAAAAAAUUUAUCCAGAUGAGUGGAAAAACUUUUUGGAACGCAUUGGAAGAAAGGAAGACACUGAUGAUUCUGAGCUUCUUGAGAGUGAAAAUGAUAAACUGGAACUCCGCUUUUGGGCUUCUUAUCGUGGACAAACCUUAGCAAGAACUGUUCGUGGGAUGAUGUACUAUAGAAAAGCUCUUAUGCUUCAAAGUUAUUUGGAGAGGACCUCUGAAGAUGGUACUAUUCCUGGAACUGCUAAUGCAAUGGAUCUUGCUGAGGGGUUUGAUCUGUCUCCACAAGCACGUGCACUGGCAGAUCUUAAGUUCACUUAUGUUGUAACUUGUCAAAUCUAUGGGAAACAAAAGGGAGAAGGAAAGCCAGAAGCUAAGGACAUUGCAAUGCUCAUGCAACGGAACGAAGCCCUUAGAGUUGCUUUUAUUGAUGAGGUUGAGACCGUGAAGGAUGGUAAACCUCACACAAAUUAUUAUUCAAGACUAGUUAAAGCUGACAUUCAUGGAAAGGAUAAGGAAAUAUAUUCUAUUAAGCUUCCUGGGAAUCCCAAGCUUGGUGAAGGUAAGCCAGAAAAUCAAAACCAUGCAGUAAUAUUUACUAGAGGAAAUGCAGUUCAGACAAUUGAUAUGAAUCAAGAUAACUAUUUUGAAGAAGCUUUGAAGAUUAGGAAUCUUCUUGAGGAGUUCCACUUAGUUCAUGGAAAACAUAAACCAACUAUUUUAGGCAUCCGAGAACAUGUCUUUACUGGCAGUGUUUCAUCUUUGGCGUCAUUCAUGUCCAACCAAGAAACAAGCUUUGUAACUCUUGGCCAACGUGUUCUUGCUAAUCCACUCAAAGUGCGGAUGCAUUAUGGCCAUCCAGAUGUUUUUGAUAGAAUUUUCCACAUAACCAGAGGUGGUAUGAGCAAGGCAUCCCGCAUUAUAAACAUCAGUGAAGAUAUUUAUGCAGGUUUUAAUUCAACUUUGCGGCAGGGUAAUGUCACUCAUCAUGAGUACAUUCAGGUUGGAAAAGGAAGAGAUGUUGGUUUGAAUCAAAUUGCACUUUUUGAGGGGAAGGUUGCUGGAGGCAAUGGAGAACAAGUCCUCAGUAGGGAUGUUUACAGACUUGGACAGCUCUUUGAUUUUUUCCGAAUGAUGUCUUUCUAUGUUACAACAGUGGGGUUUUACUUUUGUACAAUGUUGACUGUGUUGACCGUGUACAUAUUUCUGUAUGGAAGAGCUUAUUUGGCUUUUUCUGGAAUUGGUGAAGCAAUUCAAACUAGAGCUAAUGUACUACAGAAUACUGCCCUUGAUGCUGCUUUAAACACACAGUUUCUUUUCCAGAUUGGUGUCUUCACAGCUAUUCCAAUGAUUUUGGGCUUCAUACUAGAAUCUGGUUUUCUGACGGCUGUUGUUAGCUUUACUACGAUGCAAUUCCAGCUUUGCUCGGUCUUCUUCACAUUCUCUCUUGGAACGAGGACACACUAUUUUGGCCGAACCAUUCUCCAUGGAGGUGCUAAGUACCGUGCCACUGGUAGAGGUUUUGUUGUUCGUCAUAUCAAGUUUGCAGAGAACUAUAGGCUUUACUCACGCAGCCAUUUUGUUAAGGGAUUAGAAGUUGUUCUUUUGUUAAUAAUAAUGCUUGCAUACGGUUACAAUAAUGGUGGAGCUGUUUCAUACAUCCUAAUCUCUGUUAGCAGUUGGAUCAUGGCAUUAUCUUGGCUUUUUGCUCCAUAUUUGUUUAAUCCAUCUGGUUUUGAGUGGCAGAAGACGGUGGAGGAUUUUGGAGAUUGGACAGAUUGGCUGUUUUACCGAGGUGGAAUUGGAGUAAAGGGCGAGGAAAGCUGGGAAGCUUGGUGGGAUGAGGAACUGGCGCAUAUACAUACUCUUCGUGGAAGGAUAUUAGAAACUAUCUUGAGCUGCAGAUUUUUCUUCUUCCAGUAUGGUAUUGUGUACAAGCUGCAUGCAUCUGGAAGCGAUACGUCAAUCACAGUAUAUGCCUGGUCAUGGAUUGUGUUUGCUGGGCUGGUUAUCCUUUUCCAGGUUUUUACUUUUGGCCAUAAGGCGUGGGUGAACUUCCAAUUACCAUUGCGUCUCAUUCAAAGUGUCACAUUAUUGUUAUUAUUGGCUGGGUUAGCUGCUGCGAUUGUUCUUACUGCUCUCUCUGUGACUGACAUCUUAGCAUGUAUCUUGGCUUUCAUACCAACUGGAUGGGCAAUUAUUUCUAUAGCGGUUGCAUGGAAACCCGUGUUAAAGAAGUUGAGAAUUUGGAAAUCAGUUCGCACUCUUGCCCGUCUAUAUGAUGCUGGGAUGGGCAUGUUCAUUAUUGUCCCUAUAGCCAUGUUUUCUUGGUUGCCUUUUGUAUCCACAUUCCAAACUCGGCUUCUUUUCAACCAGGCCUUUAGCAGGGGAUUGGAGAUAUCACUGAUCCUUUCUGGAAAUAAUCAGAACAAUGGAUAAACAUAAACCUAUUUUGAGUGCAUAUCGAACAUUGUUGUAAUUUCAGAUUCAGGCACGUAUUAGUGACUUUUGUACGCACAUUUGUAUAUUAAUAGGAAGUACAAAAUAUUUGUUGUCUGUACUAGAAUAUUACAUGCAAGGUAGCUAAUGCAUAUCACGGUGUUGAGGUAACUUGUGUGUAUAUCUAUCUACCUAUCUAUAUUCAAAAAAAAAAAAUCAACAUGAAUUUGAUAUGCA
Messenger RNA from Zingiber officinale, 6203 nucleotides. Its product is annotated as callose synthase 9. NCBI's taxonomy places the organism in Eukaryota, Viridiplantae, Streptophyta, Magnoliopsida, Zingiberales, Zingiberaceae. The transcript has 52 exons. Gene Ontology annotation, molecular function: 1,3-beta-D-glucan synthase activity. Gene Ontology annotation, biological process: (1->3)-beta-D-glucan biosynthetic process. Bases 246 to 5966 code for a protein of 1906 amino acids. Gene Ontology annotation, cellular component: plasma membrane; 1,3-beta-D-glucan synthase complex. The record is from RefSeq and is a predicted model, not a curated record.